Messenger RNA from Musa acuminata subsp. malaccensis (wild Malaysian banana), 2128 nucleotides. RefSeq names its product 3beta-hydroxysteroid-dehydrogenase/decarboxylase. The record is from RefSeq and is a predicted model, not a curated record. Gene Ontology annotation, biological process: steroid biosynthetic process. Gene Ontology annotation, molecular function: 3-beta-hydroxy-Delta5-steroid dehydrogenase (NAD+) activity. Lineage: Eukaryota; Viridiplantae; Streptophyta; Magnoliopsida; Zingiberales; Musaceae.
CUCUCUCGUCUUCGCCAUGGCGAUCGUCGACUCCGGGUCGCCUCCGAUCGGUCCGGAUCCGACGGCCUGCACGGUAAUGUUUGGCAAGUCCACAUACCUCGGCCGAUCCCUCGUCUCCGCCCUCAUCAAAUCCGGCGGCUGGGCCGUCCGGGUCGCUGACACCCUCCCUCCUCCCUCUCUCGGCCCGAUCCAGUCAGACCUGGCCGCCUACUUCCACGUCGAUGUCGCCGACCGCUCCAGCCUCAGCUCCGCCGUCGCUGGAUCCGCCGUCGUCUUCCUCGUCGAUCCCCUCCCGCCGUUCCCCUCGCCGCUGGUGGGCGGGGACUUCCCUCGCCUCCACGCUCUCGCCGUCGUCGGCGCCAAGAACGUCGUCGCCGCAUGCCGGGAGGCCGGCGUCCUGCGGCUUGUGUACACCGGGUCGGCUGACGUGGUCUUCGACGGGAAGAACGACAUCCGCGACGCCGACGAGUCUUUGCCUUACCCUCAUAGGUAUGAGGAUCCCCUGAAUGAACUGAGGAUGCAAGUGGAGGUAUUGGUGUUGAGUGCUAACGGAAAGGAUGGUCUGUUGACUUGUGCUUUGCGGUCGGGCAAUAUUUUUGGGCCAGGGGAUCCACAUCUAGUGCCUUUUCUGGUGCAGGAAGCUAGAUCCAAAAGAGCUAAGUUUGUCAUUGGAAGUGGUAAAAACAUGUGUGAUUUAGUUUAUGUGGAAAAUGUGGUGCAUGCCAAUGUUUCUGCAGAACAUGCUCUUAGUGUGGCUCCAGCUUCUGUUGCUGGAAAGCCAUUUUUUAUUACAAAUGACAAACCAGUGAAGCUUUGGGAGUUCAUUUCAAACAUAUUAGAGAAUUUGGGAUAUCGAAGGCCUAGUAUACAUCUUCCUAUCAACCUUGCUAUGAUAGUUAUCUUGCUUGCGAAGCUGGCCGGUGACAAGUUGAAAGUUUGUAGAUUGUCCAAUUCAGUUUUUUCACCUUCCACUGUUUAUUCCCUCUCAUGCUCAAGGACUUUUGAUUGUUCUAAAGCUAAGACACUACUUGGUUACUCACCAAUUGUGUCAUUUCAGGAAGGCAUUGAGUUAACUGUGGAAUCAUUCUCACAAUUGGCAAAAGGCUCAGGCCAUGCACUAGAGCGAGAUUGGACCAUCACAUCAAAGGCGGAUAGAAUGUUAGGCAGUGGAGUAGUUGCUGACAUACUUCUGUGGAGAGAUGAAAAGAAAACUUUUGCUUUGGUACUUUCAUCAUUUGUGCUCUUCUAUUGGUUCUUCCUUUCUGGAAGAACUUUUGUUACAUCUGGUGCUAAAAUCCUGAUGGUGAUUUGUCUCUCGCUUUUUAUCCAAGGAAUUCUACCUACAAAAAUGUUUGGUUCAAAUAUCGAGAAGAUACCUCCCUCUUGCUUUGAAAUCUCAGAAUCAACCAUGAGAGAUGCUUUUUUUGCUCUGGCAUCUUUAUGGAACGAAGGCAUUUCAACAAUGAAGUUACUAGCCCAAGGUGAUGACUGGAGUAUCUUCUUCAAGGCAGCAGGUUGUCUCUAUUUAGUCAAGUUGUUGCUGCAUAUUCCUAUCUCAGUAUUGGUUGGCCUUGGAUUGGCAUCUCUGUUUACUGUCUUCAUUGUAUAUGAACAAUGUGAGGAGGAAGUUGACGAUCUAAAAAAAGCAGCUGUUGUUGGACUUGAAAAAUUAAAGGAACCAUUGAUUGCCAGACUUCCAAAGUUCUUGAUAAAUAAUUCCUGAUAAAGAAAACAGUGGUCAGGAUAAGAAUCAGGCCUUCAAUAAAUUAUGUUAAGGCUUGAUGUUUUCCUCAUCCUAAGCAAUCAGCUCUUGUUUCUUCGGAGUCACAACAAAUACCGUACCAAAAGAUGUGACUUGCUGUUUAACAAGGUAUUAUGGAUUUAGAAGUCAUUUUCUCUUCACAUCAUGUAUGUCGAGUUUACACGCUCAGUUAGCUUCCAUAUGUUGCCAUGUCAGUCGAAAUGAGAGAGAGGGUGUUCAUCUUUAUAUGGGUGUGAUGGAAGAGUAGUCGCUUGAGGUCUCAUCUAUGUAAAACUUGAUUGAUCUGAACACUGUCUACAGAUUGCUUCAAGUGAUCAGAGUUAAAAUACGAGUACAUGGAAAUGAAAGCAUGAUGUUUUUCUUGAU